Molecule: messenger RNA, 2533 nt
Organism: Malus domestica (apple)
Lineage: Eukaryota; Viridiplantae; Streptophyta; Magnoliopsida; Rosales; Rosaceae
Product: E3 ubiquitin-protein ligase COP1
Biological process (GO): proteasome-mediated ubiquitin-dependent protein catabolic process
Molecular function (GO): ubiquitin protein ligase activity; protein binding
Source: RefSeq, a predicted model, not a curated record
CACGCACGCUUCACCCAGAUUAGACACACACAGCCUUCAAUUCUCUCUCUCUCCUCUUUCUCUCACUACAAAGUCCUCAAUUCCAUUUCAGUCCCUCCAAUGGGAGAGAGCUCAAUGGGUGGUGCGCUGGUCCCCACCGUGAAAUCCGAAUACUUCCAGGACUCCGCCGCCGAAACGGCGCCGUUUGACGACGAGCCGGACAAGGACAUGAAGUGUCCGAUAUGCAUGCAGAUCAUCAGAGACGCCUGCCUCACCGCCUGCGGCCAUAGUUUCUGCCACGUCUGCAUUUCAACUCACCUCCGCAUCAAGAGCGAUUGCCCUUGCUGCGCUAGCUCCCUCACCCCCGCCAGCAUUUUCCCCAAUUUCUUGCUCGACAAGUUGCUGAAAAAUGUUUUGGAUUCUCGGAUGGCGAAGAAUUUUGAACUUCUUAGUCGGAAAUUGAACAAGGGCUGCGAGAUUUCGAUCAAAGAGCUGGACGGCCUUUUGUCCUUGCUGGAAGAGAAGAGGAGAAAAAUGGAGCUACAAGAAGCCGAGAACAGCAUGGACAUCAUGCUUAGCUUCUUACAUUGUCUGAGAAGGCAAAAGCUUCAAGAGCUCAAUGAGUUAGAGGCCGAUCUCAGGUACAUCAAGGAGGACAUUACUGCCGUUGAGAGGCAUAGACUAGAACUAUGCAGCUGGGAACAGGAGAGGUCCGCAAAGCUGAGAAUGCUUGUUCCCGGUGAUCAGCAUGGCAACGGCAUUGCCUGCAGCACUCAAUAUGUGCAAGACCGGAUGAGUUCUUUCAACCUACAGAACAAGAGAGCUGAUGUAAACGGGCAAUCAAGCUCCAAGCUGCUCCAACUGAAGGAUGCUUAUGGAAGGUCUGAAAUGCAGUGUGUUACAACACGAGGAGUACUAUCAGUAGCAAGAAAAAGGCGUGUCCAUUCGCAGUUUAAUGAUCUACAAGACUGCUACUUGCAAAAGCGACGAAAUUGGAACAGACAGGAAGAGGACACAAACGCCAUGGACAUAGAAGGUUACAAUCCAGGCCUUGAAGAUUUUCAAUCUGUGCUUGCAAGCUUUACACAAUACAGUCGAUUGAGAGUCGUUGCUGAACUGAGUCACGGUGAUCUUUUUCACUCUGCUAAUAUUGUGUCAAGUAUAGAAUUUGAUCGUGAUGAAGAGCUCUUUGCUACUGCUGGAGUUUCACGGUGCAUCAAGGUUUUUGAAUUUUCCUCGGUGGUUAACGAACCAACCGAUAUCCACUGUCCUAUUGUGGAGAUAUCCUCACGAUCCAAACUUAGUUGCUUGAGCUGGAAUAAGUACACUAGAAACCAUAUUGCUAGUAGUGACUACGAGGGGGUAGUAACUGUUUGGGAUGUAAAUACUUGUCAGAGUAUGAUGGAAUAUGAGGAGCAUGAAAAGCGAGCUUGGAGCGUUGAUUUUUCAUGCACCGAUCCUUCAAUGCUUGUGUCCGGAAGUGAUGACUGCAAGGUCAAAAUUUGGUGCACAAAGCAAGAACCAAGUGUUCUUAACAUCGACAUGAAGGCAAAUAUAUGUUCUGUCAAGUAUAAUCCUGGAUCCAGCUUUUUCGUGGCAGUUGGCUCUGCUGACCAUCACAUUCAUUAUUAUGACUUGAGAAACAUCAGCCAACCACUGCACGUGUUCCGUGGGCAUAGAAAAGCUGUUUCGUAUGUAAAAUUCUUGUCUAACAACGAACUUGCUUCUGCAUCCACUGACAGCACACUGCGGUUGUGGGACGUAAAGGAAAACUUGCCCUUGUGCAUGUACAGAGGCCACAUGAACGAGAAGAACUUUGUAGGUCUUGCAGUAAAUAAUGAAUACAUUGCUUGUGGCAGCGAGACAAAUGAACUGUUCGUAUACCAUAAGGCCAUCUCGAAACCUAUGACUUGGCACAGAUUUGGCUCUUCGGAUUUAGGCGAUAAUGACGACGAUCCAGGACCACACUUUAUCAGUGCGGUAUGUUGGAAGAGGGAUAGCCCUAUGAUAUUGACUGCAAACAGUCAAGGAACGAUUAAAGUGCUCGUACUUGCAGCCUGAGUAUCAGUAUUCAAGUGAAGUCUUAAGAGCUCGUUUGGAAAUAUUUUCAGACCGAUGUUGUGUCGAUGUGAUUUGCACUGUACAGAAGCUUCUCAGUCCAGUUGGAAAGUACAGAAGCUAAAAAGAAGGAUGCCCAAUUGCCAAUGAAUGAGUAAGGUAGGAGGAUGGAAGGUGGUGUGGUACCCACCAAACAGCCCAUGUGUCGAGCAUAAUUGCAACAAGAUCAGCCCGCCUUUAUCAAGAGAGCAACUUGCAUCGACGGUGAUGUGUACCCUCAUGUUUCUAUGUCACUCAUAUUAGGCGGUGAGUAUACAUAGAGAGAGAGAGAGAGAGAGAGAGAGAGAGAGAGAGAGAGAGAGAGAGAGAUAUUUACACGUUACAAACAAGUACAAAAUCCCUCGACAAGUGAACAAAGUGUAGUAGACUUCAAAGUGCCAAAUGUGUCACCCGUCGAGCAAUUACGUACUUGUUAGUAAACAGACUCCUUUUCUAA